Messenger RNA from Peronospora farinosa, 5283 nucleotides. The record is from the annotation of a GenBank genome assembly. NCBI's taxonomy places the organism in Eukaryota, Oomycota, Peronosporomycetes, Peronosporales, Peronosporaceae.
AUGGCGGCAGUACGAUCCGUCCUGCUGAGCGAUAUCCAGCAGGUUUUGAGUCUUGCACGGGAUCAAUAUGGGUACCUACUGUCUAGUACUAUCAGUGAGUACUUGAAUAAAAAAAGUACCCGAGCAGACUUUCAAAGCUUCUCCUUGCUACGUGGACGUCUUCUACGUUGUCAUUAUUUGACUGAAAUGUCGCCUGUGGACGUAGUGAAGCCAUUUCUAGACGUGAUUCGACAUGAACAUAUCAGUAGCACAGUCACUGCUGCUGCACUGCAAGCGGUGAUGAACUUUCUGCACUCGUGGCCGUGGACAGACGUUAAGGACCAAAAUAUCGCGGCAGACGCCGUCGCUGAUGUUGUGGAUGCUGUGAGCCAGUGUAGAUUCCAAGAAAAGGACAGCCAGAGCCACCAACACGUGCUGAUUCUGGUGGUUCAGGUGCUGUACGCGGUGGUACGUUCAUCUUGUGGCACGAGACUAUCGGAUCACUCAAUGUGGCAGUUGGUGGAGUCACUCUACGCUCUCAGUCGCAGCUCUCAACAUGAUCCGCAUAUUACGCUGCCAUUGCGAUUCAUUGCUACAAACUUUCUACAUGACACGAUUGCCUUUAUUUUUUCAAAUCCGGUCAUUUACUCAAAUCUGGCUUCUACUGUUGAUGAUACAACGUCCUUGUCGGAGCCUCUUAGACCUGGAUUUGGAUUGCCUUGUGCAGUAAAAAUUGUGGGCUUUCUAUGCCAAAAGUUACACAAGCGCAAUUAUUUAUCACCUCUUGCGUCGGAUGCUCCUACCGUGUCGACUGGAAACAUGACAAGCCAAUGUGAAGUGUUAUUAUCCUUUAGCUUGCUUCAGCGUGCACUGGUCGCUUGCGACGCUGAUCUGAUGUCGGGUGUGCCAUCGCUAAUGUUUUUCAUCAAGGACGAUUUGUGCAGCGCUAUUUUGCGCUAUUGUCGUCUUGGCGCUUGCGCGGAGCUUCAGAUCCCCGUGAAAUGUCUCGAGCUAAUCAGGCUCUUGUGGUCAAAGCUUCGCUCGAAUCUCAAAAUGCAGGUAGAGGCGAUUUUUGAGGGCGUGUUCUACCACACGCUCCACUGGUGUCUCGCCAAUAUGGAUUUUAAUAACCCAGACUUUCCGCAUGGGGAUGAUUCGGCUCCCUCUACUGGAGAUACAAGUGGUCAAGGGGACGACAAGCCGAUGGUCGAUUGCGCUUUAGACGUGUUUUCCGGAAAUAUGCUAUCCAAGAGCCAAUUGUACAAGAUCUCAUUUGAAAUUCUCGACUGCUUAGUGGACCUGCUUGCCGAGGCAACGUUGUUGCCUGACUUAUACGUGAAUUACGAUUGCGACGACAAUCGUUGCGACCUAACGCAAACAUUAUUCAAGCUGCUUUCUCAGACUGCUCAGCAAUCUCAUGUGGCUUGUUUUGAGUCGCACGACGAAACGCAUUUUCUGUGGGCUCAGGCUAUUGGAGAGAUUGCUCUUCGCGGAAUGUUCAAUGCACUCUAUGUCGUGCAUCUCCGAACGCACCCAGGGACGCCUGCUCUUCGUGGUGACAGUAGCAGUGGACCGAGCGACGAAGAGAGUAGUGUGGAUGUGCUGCUGGUAGAUCAGGAAGAACGAUCUUCACCAGCCAAUACUGAUGGGUUUGCUUCUGCAGAAGCUCUACUUAAGAAACGACAGCGCAAAAAGUUUUUUCAACACGGGAUUCAGGAGUUUAAUCGAAAGCCACUAGCAGGAAUCAGGUACUUGCAGCAACAUUAUUUUCUGCCUACGCCGCUCGACAGCAUGUCUCUUGCUACGUUCCUUCGAUCGCUUCCUCAAGGUUUGAACAAAAAUUCGGUGGGUGUGUACUUGGGAGCAAUGGGCAAGGAAGUCAAGGGUUUUGAGAAAACCGAGAUCCACGAGGCUGAUACAAUCGACUUCCAUCGCGACGUUCUUACCGACUUCGUGCAAUCGUUUAAUUUUGAAGGAGAGAGCAUCGUUACUGCACUGCGAAUGUUUCUUGCGAGCUUCCGUCUGCCAGGUGAGGCUCAACAGAUUGACCGCAUCUUGAACACCUUCUCGCACCGAGUAUAUGAGCAGUGCCGGGAACGAUUUGUGAUGGCAUCCGUGGACGUAGCAUAUUUGCUAUCAUUCAGUUUGAUCAUGCUAAACACAGAUCUGCACAACCCAAACAUACAAAGAGAUAAGAAGAUGAAGCUGGCUGACUUUAUUAAGAACAACAAAAACUAUGGUCAAGACGUUUCCAAAGGCCUCGAUUUGCCUGACGAUUUUCUAACCGAAUUGUACAGCACCAUUGCAAAGGACGAGAUCAAGACGUUUGAAGAUGGUGGCAAGCACGGUGAAGUGACGAGUGAUCGAUGGAAGGACUUGCUCAAUCAAGCAGAAAGUGACCCGCGUAAUUCGUGUUUGAUUGUGCACCAUCCGUCGUUACGUCUUCGAUCACCAAGCGCGCCUUGCAGUAUAAGUGUUGCCCAAGGCUCAGCGGUACGUCUAGCACCUGCUGUGAAGCAAACGAUGACUCAGGCUCGGCUCACGAUGGUUGCUUCUAGCCAUGUUAAGGGAGCCACCAAUUUACAAAAAAGUGGAACUUGUGAGGCUGAGCUUGUGCCACUCUAUGCUUCUUCAGGCAACCAAUACGAUCGCCAUAUCUACGAGUUGAUUCAGCGAAACCUUGUUCGUGCAUUCAACAGCGUUUUUCAGCAGUUUGUUGUUGAUUCACAAGCAAAAGAUGCAGCAAGGGGCGAUGAUCUCUCAGUCGGUAGCAGCUAUGAGAUGCACUAUGUUCCCCAGAGAAGUGCACUUCAACUUGCAUGUAAUGGUUUCGUGCUGUGUGCAGCGGUGGCAUCCUAUUUGUCGUUGACAGAACACUGCAAUUCUUUGUUUAUCCGCAUGUGCAAGUACACGGCGCUGCUUUCGUCGGACAUUUAUCCUGUUGGAUAUAACGGCCGCGAAAACGGUAUUUGGGUGUAUUGUGACAACCAGAGUGCUACAGUCGCGACUGCAGCUGUACUUAAGCUGGUAAGGACGUGCAGCUUGUCGCUUCAUAGCCGCUCAUGGAAAUAUUUCUUCCAUGUUGUGAAUGGUUUGCGUGAGUUCCAUGUCUUGCCGUCUCGAAUUCUGUAUCCCAGCGACAAAACAGAUUCGGAGCUAAUGACACCUGACGAGCGUCUUGAGUUUAUUGACCUGGUGUAUCAGAACAAAGAAGGAUUGGAAAGGAAGAUGGCGCUUAGUGCACACGAUCAGGGCGGUAGUGGUGGUGACGUUGGUGGAUUUUUCAGCGGUGUCGCGUGGCUGCUAUCAACUCUUGAUUCCAACCUAGGCGGUUCAGCACCUUUGUCUACCAAAACGACAAAGUCUCGUCUUUCUCCUGAUUUUGAGUGGCGCCAGCUCAGUCCGGCUGAGCUAGCCUUCCACACGGAAGAUCUCGUGAUCGAGGGGAAUACGCCAACGGAGCAGGCGCUCGACGGCAAAGAUGACCAAACAGAUGAGUUUGGCACUUCCCAGUGGAUUCGAACGAUUCUGCAGCCUUACCGACUGGAACUUUUGAUGGAUGACGUGGCUAACUUGCCAUCUCGCGCCCUUGCUGAAGUUAUCGAGGCACUGCAUGACGAGAUAUUGCUGACAAUACGAUGUCCUCAUCAAGAAAACUCGAAAAAGUCCACAAAGAUGUCGCUCAGCCAAGGAGGAUGCGUUCUUUUCGAGCACCUAUUAAGCCAGGUAGUCUCCCUUAGCAGGUCUCUCUUUGAUGGUGGUGCAGCUGAUGAAGAAGAAAUAUCUGGUAUGCUCGAAGCUCACUUUACUCAAAUGCUGACUCUUUUGCAGCCGGUGGUGGUUACAAACACUAGUCCAACUGGAUUGACCUACGAGAACGCAUGCUUUUUGUUACACAAGUCGAUUAACGGUCUGUUCGCUUGGGUGACCCGUACGCGUAGUGAUGUCAAUGGGCUGCUGCUGGUACAAUGCUUGGAUGCUUUGAUGAAAAUGAGCGGUGAUGACGAGCUUAUCCGACCUUUCCUAACGCCAAUUAUGUGCGGAUUGAAUCGAUAUGUGACGCUGGUGAAGCCAAAUAAUUUACAUUACUCACGCAUGGAUUGGCUGACGAUUUUCAAUCUGAUCACCUUGUCCAUUGAGAUGCCUCACGCAGCCUCGCACGCCUUCGGACUUCUUGAGCAGCUUGUGACAGAAAAGAUCUGGAAUGAAGACGGAAACGAAAUUCUUGCUAGCGACUGCUACACGAAGAUGAUUAUGAUGGCCAUGAAAUUACGCGACACACACGAUUCAUGGGCACCCUCGAGACCUAUUGAUUUACUUCUCUUCAUGUUCGAUACACUCCGCCCUGAUGCGUCAAACUAUAUUAAAGAACGCUUGCGUUUUAUAGGUGGGAUGACUGUUAUAUCAAGGCAUCUUCUAUUAAACCAGAUUAAGCAGGAGCUCCCCAAUGACCUCGUUGUAGCGGCGAUUAAAGGUUUGAAGCACAUGUUGUGCACACACACAGGAUCUAAGCAGUCGUUUAAGCCCGUGGCCUGGCUGGACGUUCUUCGAUACGGAUUGGUUCCUGUUGGUUUUGACUUGCUAAGCGAUGCGGGAUCCAAAUAUCUUGGUGGAGCGAUGUAUGACGAAGAGGAGACAAACUCACCCUUCCUGUACUACCAGCGACAAUUACCUACCUUUAACAGAGAUAGUCCCAAUGAUAUACUCGCUCCUGGCGAUAAUACAAGUCCUACUGGACGUCGAUGCCGACCAUUAACGAUAAGAGACCCGUUGGCCCUACGGCCACACGUGGUGGUGGCUCAGAUGCUUUCACUAGUGGUAUGUGAAGAAUUGACACGGCUACAGACGUGCUCCAAGUUUCUGUCUGUGUGGGAAAACGUGGCAGAGCUGCUGGUGGGCUUGCUGGAACACACAUUCAUGGAAACCCCUCCAUCCCCUGCGAAUGGAGCUGCGAGUGGGGAGGUGUUGAUUGCGGCACUAGAGCGCCGAAGCGUGCUUUCAGCGCACGAAGAGAUUCUUGAGCACAGUAGAGGAAUCGUGAGGCGCUUAGCAGUUCUACAGGACGAGGUCAAAGAGCAGGACGAGACAAAAGUCCAGGAGGAAGUUAAGUUGGAGAAAAGACCUGACGCUAAGCUGUCGAAUGUCUUGAUGCAGGUGCUGAAAGAGAAAUGUCGCUCCAAUUCGGCCUUACUGGAGCAGCUUUUUCCUGCACAGGACGACGACACUGGCGGACGCUCUCCACCUGUCGAAAAGGUCGAUGGAGAUAUUGUCGAAGAGCAAAACGACAGUAAGGUGGCAAGUUAA